AUGUUGUCCCUGCGGACAUAUUUCAGCCUCUCUUCACUUUGGAUAGAAUUGGUUGUCUCUGGUACAAUUGGCAUGGCUGCCCUUUCCUGUUUAACAGCCGGAGCCCUGGCUGAUUAUUUUGGCCGGGUGCGUACCAUUUUGUUAUCCUGUGCAAUAUUUACAAUUGGUGCUUUCAUCAUGGCAUUUUCUCAGAGCAAGGAGAUCUUACUACUUGGUCGUAUAACUGUUGGUGCAGCGAUUGGUUUAUCUUCAGUGGUAGUUCCUGUAUAUAUUGCCGAAAUCGGGCCAAGCAACAUCCGGGGAAUAUUGGUUACUGUCAACCAGCUUUUUAUUACUAUUGGCAUCGUCUUUGCGAAUCUGAUUGCUGCUUUAUUUAGUUAUAUGGAAAAGGACGGUUGGAGGUAUAUGUUGGGUUUGGCAGCAGUUCCAUCUCUUAUCCAGUUCUUUGCCUUUUUCUUCCUGCCAGAAAGCCCCCGUUGGCUAGUUGCAAAUGGCCGGUCAGAAGAUGCUCGGGCAGUAUUGGCUAAAAUACGUCCGACUGACACAACUGUAGAAAAAGAACUUUAUGGAAUUAAAACUUUGAUAGAAACUGUUUCUUUAAACAAGGCAAAAUGCAGUACAUUGAAGCAGAUCUUUGAGACAAAACAUGUUCGAAAGGCAUUGAUGGUGGGAUGUGGAAUGCAACUAUUUCAACAAUUUGGUGGAAUCAAUACAAUCAUAUAUUACAGUGCCACUAUAGUGAAGAUGGCUGGAAUAGCUGAUAACUCAAAUGCUAUUUGGUGUUCAACUGCAGUUGCUGUAGUCAACAUGUUUUUUACAAUCAUUGGUCUGUUACUGGUGGAACGGAGUGGUCGCAAAUGUCUCAGCAUUGGCAGUAUACUUGGAAUGAUGUUUAGUUGCAUGACCCUGGCCAUUGGCUUCCAGUUGACAAACACAAGCAAACUUCCAGUUACGUUUUGGCAACCAGCUGUGAAAAAUAUGUCCCUGCACUGUGAAAAUUAUAGGUUUUGUGGUGAGUGCGUGACAGAUAUGCACUGUGGAUAUUGCUACUCAGCUGCUGGACCCAUUGGUACAAACAGUUCAUGCCUGCCUUACUUAAGCAAAUCAGUACACAAUUUCUGCAAUACAAGUCACCUCACCAAAGGCUUGCUUGCCCAGAAUUACUGCCCCAGCAAUUUUGCUUGGAUUCCUGUUCUUGGUCUUGCACUGUACGUCAUGUUUUUUGCCCCAGGAAUGGGACCCAUGCCUUGGGUUGUCAACUCUGAGAUCUAUCCAAUGUGGGCACGAGCCACAUGUAAUUCAAUGUCUGUUGGUGUUAAUUGGAUCAGUAACUUAGUGAUAGCCAUGACAUUUAUCACCCUGACAGAGACCAUCACACGACAUGGUACUUUUUGGUUAUUUUUUGGAGUGUGUGCUAUUGGGGCACUAUUUUCCGGAUACAGGGUAGCCAGCGUUAUGUCGUCUCCGCCUGGAAUUCCUCAGACUCAGGCUGUGAAUAAUGCAAUUAUUGGCGGCUCUACGGCAGCCCAACACCAUUUCCUCAUCCCAAGUCCCAUCCCAACACGACGCAGUCGUACAUUCUCUGCUUCUGAGCGAGCUAAGAGUGGACCAACUCACAGAGGAAAGGUGAAGGCUUUCUGCCGAGAGAAAGGUCAUGGUUUUAUUCAGCCGGAGGAUGAGAGUCAGCCUUUAUUUGUUCACAUUUCUGAUAUUGAGGGCGAAUAUGUCCCCAAAGAAGACGAUGAAGUAACAUUUAAGGAGAUCCUGAUCCCUCCACGUCAUGAGAAACGCCAAGCAGUACAUGUCCAAAUUACUCACCUUGCCCCAGGUGUGACCCAUGAGCGAUGGGAUUCCCCAGCAACUACUUGCAGUCCCAGCUCUUCUCCCAGCCAUGGCUCCAUCAAAGACCUCCACCUACCUCACUAA
Acanthosepion pharaonis is the source of this 1926-nucleotide messenger RNA. The record is from the annotation of a GenBank genome assembly. NCBI's taxonomy places the organism in Eukaryota, Metazoa, Mollusca, Cephalopoda, Sepiida, Sepiidae.